GCGGCAUCCCCCUCCCCCCGCCCCCGCGGUUCCUGCCACCCAAAGCUCGACCCCGGUGUGGUGCGCAGGCGUGGUCUGCGCGGGGACUGGCGGGACUGCGCGGAGGCGACUACAGGCAUGGGGGUCUGGGUCCUGUCGCGGCUGCUGAGCGCUCUGCGCCUGGCGCUGGCCAGGGCGGUCCUGAGGCACGUGAAUGGCCAGGAUAAGGUUGUGCCCGGCCUGUACGCCUGUGGGGAGGCCGCCUGUGCCUCGGUACAUGGUGCCAAUCGGCUCGGGGCAAACUCGCUCUUGGACUUGGUUGUCUUUGGUCGGGCAUGUGCCCUGAGCAUCGAAGAGUCAUGCAGGCCUGGAGACAAAGUCCCUCCAAUUAAACCAAACGCUGGGGAAGAAUCUGUCAUGAAUCUUGACAAAUUGAGAUUUGCUGAUGGAAGCAUAAGAACAUCAGAACUGCGACUCAGCAUGCAGAAGCGCCGCUGGGUUAGGGUCUCCACAACCGAGCUGGUCUCAGCAAGUGGCGCCCAUACAUGGGGGCUCGAAUCCAGGUUGAAGGGUCACCAGAGCGACAGAAAACUUGGAACUAAGCUGGAGGACACCGAGUACCCUUACGCAGUCCCCAUGGAGGAGUUAAUCCUUGAAGAUUGGAACCUAAUUCUCAAGCUCUAGCUACAUUUUUCUCUAUACGGAAUAUUAAACACAUUACUGAUAUCCCAUAUAAUUCUGAAGGACAAGCCAUAGUGGAAAGAAUGAAUCUCUCCCUGAAACAGCAGUUGCAGAAGCAAAAGGGGGAAAACAGGUACUACAGGACACCCCAUAAGCAAUUGAAUCGCAUUAUUAACUUUAAAUUUUUUGAGCCUGCCUAAAGGCCGGAUCUUAUCAGCAGCUGAACAGCAUCUACAGAAACCAGCUGCAAAGACAGAAGCAGAACAACUGGUUUGGUGGAGAGACCUGAUAACAGAAAGUUGGGAAAUAGGUAAAAUAAUAACUUGGGGUAGAGGUUAUGCUUAUGUUUCUCCAGGACUGAACCAUCAAGACACCUGAAACCUUAUCAUGAGCGAAUGCUGAGGAAGAGAUUCCGGGAGGAUCCCGAGGACCCCCCCAGUUGCAGCCAUGUCAAGACUGAUGCUGAGGAGGACCCCAACUGUCACGAGCAACACCCGUCAAACACAGCCACCCACCUGAGGUCAGAUCAAGAAGCUGUCACAGAUGGCAGAAGAAAACCUGAGGUAAGUGGGACAGCCAGUCAAAAUGAGUAAUUUAAUGGUAGCUAUGAUAGUGGUGAUCACCAUUGCCAUGAGUAUUCCUUCAACAAGGGCUGACACAGAGAACAAUUAUACUUAUUGGGCAUAUUUAUCAAUCUUGGCUGGCAAGAAUGCCUGGAUGUUAUCACUCUAUGACACAGUUACACAUGCUUUCUGAUCUCAGUAUUUACCAUGAUAAAUCUGCUCCUAUAAUUGAGGCAUACCGCCCUCAAAAACCUAUCUGUAAACAGGAUUGGACCCAGUCAGAGAAAAUGAACGUACAUGUUUGGGAAGAUUGCAUUGCAGAACAGGCAGGGGUGCUGGCAACAAUUCCUAUGGAAUCAUUAUUGAUUGAUCCCCUACGGGGAUGUUUAGCUUGAAUUGCAUCUCUCAGUCUGUGUGCCACGGCCCCACUAUGUUCAAUUGGUCUGAACAAAAUGGUCAGAUGGUAGAAAUGAUAAGAAAUAUGGCAAGAGUUCCUAUUAUCUGGAACCAUGGCGGUGUAGUGGCACCUCAACCUCAAAUGAUAUGGCCCUUUGUAGGAGCUAAACAUAAGGAUUUGUGGAAACUGUUAAUAGCUCUUAAUAAGAUCAAAAUUUGGGAAAGAAUAAAAAAGCAUCGAGAAGGACACUCUACAAACUUGUCUUUGGAUAUUGCAAAAUUGAAAGAACAGAUAUUUGAAGCAUCCCAGCACACCUGACCUUAAUGCCAGGAACUGGAGUGCUUGAAGGAGCUGCAGACAGAUUAGCAGCUGGUAACCCAUUAAAAUGGAUAAAAACACUUGGAAGCUCUGUGAUUUCAAUGAAGAUUGUGCUUUUAAUCUGUGUUGUCUUUGUAUAGUCUGCAGAUGUGGAUCCUGACUCUGCAAGAAGUAGCCCACCAUGACAAAGCUGCCUUUGCUUUUAUCGCUUUGCAAAACAAAGGGGACAUGUUGGGAACAGGCCCCCCAAUGUGGCCAUAAACUGGCUCCAAAACUGGCCAUAAACAAAAUCUCUGCAGCACUGUGACAUGCUCUUGAUGGCCAUGACGCCCAUGCUGGAAGGUUGUCAGUUUACUGGAAUGAGGGCAAGGGACACCUGGCCCACCCAGGGUGGAAAACCGUUUAAGGCGUUCUUAAACCACAAACAAUAGCAUGAGUGAUCUGUGCCUUAAGGACAUGCUCCUGCUGCAGAUAACUAGCCAGAGCCCGUCCCUUUGUUUCCUGUAGGAAUACUUUUAGUAAAUCUUAUGACUGGCUUGCUGUCAAUAAAUAUGUGGGUAAAUCUCUGUUCAAGGCUCUCAGCUCUGAAGGCUGUGAGACCCCUGAUUUCCCACUUCACAUGCUGUAUUUCUGUGUGUGUGUCUUUAAUUCCUCUAGCACCACUGGGUUAGGGUCUCCACAACCGAGCUGGUCUCAGCAGUAAAUAUUGAAAAGGAAUAGAUACAAUUGUCAUUAUUUACAGAUAGAAUUUCCAAACAAUUCCCAGGGAAUAAACUGAAAAACUAACAGAAACAAAACGAGAAUGUAGUAAGGUGUCUGGGUAAGAGAUUUGUAUCUAAAAAUCAGUAGCUUUGCAAUGUGCAAGCAGUAAUCUGCUCAGACAUCAGUAAAUACCUCAUUCAUAUUUUAAACAAAAAAUUAAAAAUGCCUUGAAAUAAUGUAACCAGAAAUAUGAAAAAAAAGGAUAUGAAAACGUGGCUGCUAAUGGACAUGAAAGAAUGUAAUACUAGAUUCUGAGAUGCAAUUUUUUUCAUUUGUUCUUCCUGAAAAAUCAUUAGGUUGAUGUGCAUUACAGUGUUACGAUUAUGUAUGAGUCUAAGGAAAAUCAGAUGAAAUUUCCAAAUUAAACCAUGAAGGUGCAUUGGUAGAGGAAGAGACAAUUAGGGUCAGUGGAACAAAGCACAGUUAGAGGGAGAAGCAAGGAGGAGGAGGGAUCACUGAGGUGGUGCCUGUCUGUCCCACAGAAAGCAAAAGCUGACGCCUAGUUCCCAGCAUACCUAAGUAAACUUCAGGUCCACUGCAUAGCACGUGUCUCAUCACAGUAAAACUAUGAAGGAACUCAGUGUACAAGGAGCUUCUACAAGAUAGGCAGAAGACAGUAGCCAGAUGGGCCUAGGGCCCCAGCCACCCACGCCCCUCCCUCUCCUUGAAGACGUGCGGCUCCAACACCACCAUCACCAGGGCUCUGCUCAGCUCCUCCUAGUGUGUAUCACCACAGGGCUGCUGGCUUGUGUCACGUUCACCACUAGACCCCGCGUCAGGAGUCCCGCCAGGGGUGUGGGGAGGCAGCGCUGUCUGGUUGGCCGUGGAGCUGUAUGGAACAUGGUGCCUCACAGGCAGUCUGCUUGGCAUCCUGGACCCUGGCUGUAUCCCGCUGGAAAGGAUGUGUGUGGGUCUAAGAUGUGUAUGUAAUAGAAACAUUUAUUCAGAAGCUUUAGUCAAAACUUCAUUUUUAAGUUCAGAGUAAUAAACUCAUAGUCUGAAUUUCCUAAUUUUUCUGUUUAAUUUACUUAACUUUUAAAUGAAAUGCAAAACAACAGGUCUAAAAAUUAAGCAGUUCUUGGUAUGGCUGCUUCUAUGGAUUAAAAGUUUACAAAUAAUAUUUUGUAAUAUCAAAAUAUUAAAUGCAAAAUCAUGCUGCCGUGUUCCGUGUGGGAAGCGUGUUGCAAGAAGGUUGUGGGAAAAUCAGCAAGCUCUACGGAGACCUAAAGCACCUGAAGACGUUCGACCGGGGAAUGGUCUGGAACACGGACCUGGUGGAGACCCUGGAGCUGCAGAACCUGAUGCUGUGUGCGCUGCAGACCAUCUACGGAGCAGAGGCGCGGAAGGAGUCACGGGGCACGCACGCCAGGGAAGGCUACAAGGUGCGGAUUGAUGAGUACGAUUACUCCAAGCCCAUCCAGGGGCAACAGAAGAAGCCCUUUGAGGAGCACUGGAGAAAGCACACCCUGUCAUAUGUGGACGUUGGCACUGGGAAGUGCACAGCCAGAGAACAACACAUCACACACAGGAAACAGUUGUGCUCAUGUGAUGGGGGCCUCAGCACUAGGAAGGAGUGGACUAUUGGCACAUGCAGCAGCUUGAAUAAAUCUGAAAGUCACUACGCUGCGUAAGAGAAGCCAAAUUUAAAAAGUGCAUGCUGUGUACAGAGGGUGUCAAGAAUGCCUCCUACGUGACGGAAAGUAGAUCCGUGGUUGCCUGCAGACUGGCAGGAGCAGAUUCCAAAGGCACAGGAAGAAGCUUGUGGGUAGAAUGUGUUCAUUACCUUCUGUGCAUUACACCAUAAAAAAGCUGGUCACAAAAAUGCAAACCAAAAACAAAGGUGAAACUAGGAUAAGAUUUCUCACCUGUGUGAUUGGUAAACGUGCAGAUGUGCCGUCAUGCUUUGUUUAUGAAGCUGUGGGAUACAAGGACUCUCAUACGUCACUGUGGAAUGCAGAAUAUUGCAGCCUCAUGGAAGAGGAUUUGGCAGCAUCUAACAAAACUACAUGGCAUUUGCCCUUUGACUCAGCAAUUCUAGAAUCUGCCUCAAAAAAACUCCGGCAAAGAAAUGAAAGGACUUUAGGCACAGAGUUCUUUUCACAGCCUGAAUGUGUUUGCAACAAAGUUCUUCACUGUGGCGUUUGUAAAUGUGGGGAAAAGAGAGAUCGGGCUGGUACUGUGUGUGUGUAGAAAAGGAGGGCGUAAGAAACUCCAUUUUGAUCUGUACCCCGAGCGAUUGUUUUGCCCUGAGAUGCUGUUAAUCUGUAACUUUAGCCCCAACCUUGAGCUCACAGAAACCUGUGUUGUAUGGAAUCAAGGUUUCAGGGAUCUAGGGCUGUGCAGGUCAUGCCUUGUUAAGAAAAUGCUUACAGGCAGUACGCUUGGUGAAAGUUAUCGCCAUUCUCCAUUCUCGAUAAACCAGGGGCACAAUGCACUGCGGAAAGCCGCAGGGGCCUCUGCCCAGGAAAGCCGGGUACCGUCCAAGGUUUCUCCCCACUGAGAUGUGGCCUCGUGGGAUGGGAAAGACCUGACCAUCCACCAGCCCGACACCCGUGAAGGGUCUGUGCUGAGUAGGAUUAGUAAAAGAGGAAGGCCUCUGUCUCCUGCCUUCCCCUGGGAACGGAAUGUCUCAGUAUAAAACUGAUCGUACAUUUGUUCAAUUCUGAGAUAGGAGAAAAACCGCCCUGUGGUGGGAGGCGAGACCUGUUGGCCGCAAUGCUGCUGUUACUCUACUCCACUGAGAUGUUUGGGUGGAGAGAAGCAUAAAUCUGGCCUACGUGCACAUCCAGACAUAGGACCUUCCCUUGAACUUAUUUGUGACACAGAUUCCUUUGCUCACGUUUUCUUGCUGACCUUCUCCCCACUGUCACCCUGUUCUCCUGCCACAUUCCUCUUGCUGAGAUAGUGAAAAUAGUAAUCAAUAAAUACUGAGGGAACUCAGAGGCCGGUGCCGGUGCGGGUCCUCUGUAUGCUGAGCGCCGGUCACCUGGGCCCACUUUUCUUUCUCUA
Molecule: messenger RNA, 5709 nt
Organism: Pan troglodytes (chimpanzee)
Lineage: Eukaryota; Metazoa; Chordata; Mammalia; Primates; Hominidae
Product: succinate dehydrogenase [ubiquinone] flavoprotein subunit, mitochondrial
Exons: 8
Coding region: 3843-4331 (162 amino acids)
Biological process (GO): mitochondrial electron transport, succinate to ubiquinone
Cellular component (GO): respiratory chain complex II (succinate dehydrogenase)
Molecular function (GO): electron transfer activity; flavin adenine dinucleotide binding; succinate dehydrogenase (quinone) activity
Source: RefSeq, a predicted model, not a curated record